Python bivittatus (Burmese python) is the source of this 2492-nucleotide messenger RNA. The record is from RefSeq and is a predicted model, not a curated record. NCBI's taxonomy places the organism in Eukaryota, Metazoa, Chordata, Lepidosauria, Squamata, Pythonidae.
AAACACUGCUGUAUAGUACUUUUGAUCCUUGCUCAUCUCUGAUGCUGUACCCUAGGGUUUGAACUGCUCUUUAAGGUGAAUUGAUUUCCUCCACUCUGAUUUCUUUUUCUCUCUCCACCAACCCCAGGCAUCUUCUAGGUUCUGUUGCCUGCAAGGAAAGCAGGAUAACUUGUGUGGUGUUAUUCAUACAGGUAUUUGAAUGUCCAGCCACUAGGUCUCGAAUCUAACAUUCCACCCACUUCUGUCUGCAGCAGAUUUACCGGCUUGCUCUGGGUGCUCUCGCUCCCGACAGGAAAUAGCCCUUGAGAUUGAAAGGACGCACAAUCUGACACUCAACAUGCAGGUCAGCUCAGGACAGCUGCUGUCAAACUAUGUGCUUCUCCAGGGGAAGCCUUUUGGAAAUCCUGAUUUCAACCCAACCAUUCAGCCGUUUCCAGGGCUUCCACUGCCAGCCCUUUCUAUGGCAGACUGGUUGGGCCUCACGGACUCUCAGCGUCUCCAGCAGAAUACCUUGGCCUUCUCCAGUUUGCCAGUGUACUUGGCCAGUGUGAAACGCCAGCAGAUGGAACUGAAUUCACCGGAAACCGAAUUACAUCGUCAGCUCGAAUCUUCGCAUCUGCACUGCCUGGGUCUGGAAAAUAACCUUAAAUCCAUCAUGUCUUCCCUGGGCAUCAUGCCAGGUCCAGCUAUAUCAGCUAAGCCUUCAGAGUCUGACAACGCCUUCAUUAUGAAACUCACAGGCUACUACAUUUGCCACCUCUUCCGAGACUGGGUCAACCGAUGUGAAAAGGACAUGGUCCUGUUGGCUAAGAAGUACCCUGUCUGAAAAUGCUCCUCCCUCCAUAUUGACUGCUCCAGAGCUAGAAAUGUGGAGGGCACCACACGCUACCCCAUGUUUAACUGAAGCAUGGGUUGGAUGAAUUCAUCCGUUUCCUUGAGUUCACACAAAGUAUCACACACAGCAUCUUUAACCAUCGGGACACUUGUAAAUCUAGUAGUUACUGUCAGACAAUAUACUGAACUUGGUUAGUUUUAACCUAGUUUGUUUGUAUCUUACCCUGUUGUGCAAAUCCAGCCUGUUGGGUUAGCUUAUGGUUUGAUUUCAUGUGCUGACCAAGAAAAUGGGUUAAUUUAGUAACCAGGUUAAGGGUGUUGCAGCCAUUGAACCAUAAGCAGAAUUCCUGGCUGUGGUUCGCCCAACUGUUAACAUGUCUUACAACAAACCAGACUGAAAGUGAAUAAGCCAAAGAAAACCAUCUCCUCAGAUUAGUAAUAUUAGGGAAAAAAGUAACAGCACAAGAAUUCUAAUAAGUACCUUGUACUUCCAAUUAAGAAUCUAUAUAUAUAUGCCAUUGAAACAAUAUAAAUCUUAUAGUUGUGCGAAAACAACUCUGAAGCCAGAGACUAACCUUGCAUGGUGGGCAAACCAAACAGUGUAUUGUCCUAGUUUAUUAAUAUGUUCCAGGUGGGGAGAAGGUAUCUCUUCUCUACUUAGUGAGAACCCUGAAGAAAUGGCAUGAUAUGUUCUCACAGCACAAGGUUUUCCGUUGCACCCUUCAUGACUGUAAAACUGACCAGCUUCUCCAAAUAUAGAAAAUAUAGUUUUCUCUGAAACUAUAACUCCCAUAAUCCCAUAGGCAGGAUGGGGGAUCAGAUUGUAGACUGGACAGCUGAUCCGGGCUAAUCGCAUCUAUCUCCUUGGCAAGGCCAGGAAAGGAGAGAGGAGUGAUGGUCACCAUUUGGAAGGCAGAAUUUUAUCCUUCCUCCCAGCAGCCACUUUGUCCUCUGAAUGUGGAAAAGAGAAGUGCGGCUGUGCACUUGGGUGUAGAAUCCAGUGGGAAGUGUGAUUCAGUGGACUUUUAAAAUACAGAGCAAACCCAGACUGCUAAGGUGACUGAGUUAGCAGUUUGCUUAAGUUUGGGUUUCCUGAAGCAACGUCCAUUCUUCCCUCUGAAUCAGUAUUUUCAACUUCAACCACUUUAAAAUGUGUGGACUUCAACUCCCAGAAUUCCCCAGCCAGCUUGGGGAAUUUCCCAGCCUGCUGGCUGGGGAAUUGUGGGAGUUGAAGUCCACACAUCUUAAAAUGGUUGAGGUUGAGAAGUGCUGCUCUAUAUAAUACUGAAUAUUAAGAAACUUGUCUUCAGCGUUGAAAGACUUGGACAGUUUAUUGUCCAUUCACUGAUACUGUUUCUUUCUCAAUAGCACUUCGUCCCCUUUUAAUAUUGAGUUCUCACAUAUGAUUGUGUCAUCUGUUGGGGAGAUUUUACACCAUUGCUUUCUCUCUUGUUUUAGUGUUUAAUAUAUGUUAUGCUCUUUAUACAUUUCUUCAUGACUUUCAGCACUGGGAAUUUUUCCCCUUUCCCUUUUCCAGUUAGAAUUCCAGUUGUGAAGUUUCUUUCCUCUAGGACGUAUGUUCCUGGCUAAAAUAUUUUUAUUUAUAUAUAGUCUUCUAAUUCUUCAUAGAUAGAUAGAUAGAGCAAAAAAUAAAUUUA